AUGGAUACGAAUCAAUAUGUAGAUCCUUCCUUUUGGUGUUUUGAUGCCCUUUAUAUGCCACAACAACAUCCAGCAAGAGAUGCACAAGAUACUUUCUUUAUUCAGAACCCAGAGAACGCAAAUGCGUCUUUAUUGCCUCAACAAUUUGUUUCUGCUGUUAAACAAAUGCAUGAAAAAGGCGGUUGUGGAUCUACAGGAUGGGGAUAUACCUGGUCCCUGGAGGAAUCUCUGAAGAAUGUGAUGAGGACACACACAACUUCUGUAUCUGCUCGUUGUCUAUAUCAGAUAGCUCAAGAAUACAAAAAGACAGGACAAUUUCGUCCUCGUAAACUUUUUUCGAUCGAUCGCGUCUUUCGUAAUGAGAAUUUAGAUGCAACACAUUUGGCAGAAUUCCAUCAGGUAGAGGGAGUUGUUGCAGGUACAAACCUCUCUUUAGGUCAUUUAAUGGGUGUUAUGGAGACUUUUUAUAAGGCUAUUGGUAUUCAGCAACUUAAAUUUAAACCUACCUUCAAUCCAUACACCGAACCCUCCAUGGAGAUAUUCGGGUUUCAUCCCGGUCUUAAACGAGAGACUUCAAAGCGCACUAGUAAGAAGGUUAUUAUAGGGGCCCCUAUUAUACGCCAAUAG
Molecule: messenger RNA, 627 nt
Organism: Eimeria maxima
Lineage: Eukaryota; Apicomplexa; Conoidasida; Eucoccidiorida; Eimeriidae
Product: phenylalanyl tRNA synthetase isoform, putative
Exons: 7
Coding region: 1-627 (208 amino acids)
Biological process (GO): phenylalanyl-tRNA aminoacylation
Cellular component (GO): cytoplasm; cytosol; phenylalanine-tRNA ligase complex
Molecular function (GO): tRNA binding; ATP binding; phenylalanine-tRNA ligase activity
Source: RefSeq, a predicted model, not a curated record